Molecule: messenger RNA, 3006 nt
Organism: Podarcis raffonei (Aeolian wall lizard)
Lineage: Eukaryota; Metazoa; Chordata; Lepidosauria; Squamata; Lacertidae
Product: vomeronasal type-2 receptor 26-like
Exons: 4
Coding region: 568-2661 (697 amino acids)
Biological process (GO): G protein-coupled receptor signaling pathway
Cellular component (GO): membrane
Molecular function (GO): G protein-coupled receptor activity
Source: RefSeq, a predicted model, not a curated record
AAAGUCUGAGAAGAAUCAGCACAGUUUUGCUGUGUGAUGGGUUAUGUGCAUCAUGAAGAAGAAAGAAGCUCCAGAGAAGAAAUAUGUAUCUGAUCCAACUUGCGAUUUUGACAAAGUCAGAUAAUGUCUAGGUCAUCUGCUGCUUGGGGCAUGGUAUGUUCCCCAUUCAGUUUUAUCCAUUAUACAAGACGUUGCCAAAUUUUGCAACGACUCAAAAAAUGUUUGGUUUUUUAAAAGUAAAAUAGACACAAUGCCCUGCUCCAGUCAUCAAAGUGUUAACAAAAUUUCCAAAACUAAAACUAAAACAGACACAGUCCCCUGUGAAAGGUCAUCAAGUGAAAGGUUUAAAAAUGAGAAAAGGAAGAUGAUCCCAGGUUUCAGCCCAUCUGCAUGUGUGUCUUUUGUAAAAACUGAGAGAGAGGCAAACAAACCCUGAAACGUUGGCAAAGGGCAUAUUUGACUAACAGGGUUCAGCACAUAAUGUAUAUGAAUACUGUGAAAGGAAUCUACUUUGUCUCUUCUAUUCUUCUAUUUACUUUUUAGCUCAUUUAUGGCUCUGCUCCAGUGAUGAAUGAUAAAAGCCCAGGGCUUCCCUUCUACCAGAUGGCAGCCUCAGAAGCCCUUCAGUAUGAGGGAAUUCUCUCUUUGCUUCUGCAUUUCAGGUGGACAUGGAUUGGAGUCAUUGCAAUGGACAAUGAAAACGGAGAAAGAUUUGUGCAAACCAUUUCCCCAAUGUUUACCAAGAGUGGUGUGUGUUUUGCAUUCCUAGAAAGAAUCCCUGCUUUUAGUUUUAUUUCUGAAAUUAAUGGCAUGCUACAACAGGGGGCAAUUAUAAACCAUAAAAUUCUUAGCAGCAAAGCUAAUGUUAUGGUGGCAAAUGGAGAAUCUUAUUCCAUGGCAACUUUUAGAUGGCUUCCAUACCUAUCAGAACAUGAUGACAUGAUAAACAAUAUAAAAAGUAAAGUAUGGAUAACAACUGCCCAGAUUGAGUUUGCUUCAUUUGUCUUUCAAAGGAGCUGGGAUUCAAGAGUAUUCAAUGGUGCUAUAGCCUUUGAAAUUCACUUUAGAAACCCACCAGGAUUUCAUCAGUAUGUUCUGCACAGAAACCCUUCCAGCACAGAUGGGGACGGUUUUAUCAGGGACUUCUGGCAACAGGUCUUUGAAUGUGUAUUCCCAGAUAUGACUGCAGACAAGGUAGAGGGAAAUAUUUGCACUGGAGAAGAGAAGCUGGAGAGCCUUCCUGGAUCAUUUUUUGAAAUGAGCAUGACAGGCCACAGUUACAGCAUCCACAGUGCUGUCUACGCCAUGGCCCAUGCUUUACAUGCCAUGUUCACAUCCAGACUCAGGCACAGAGGAAUGGCAUACAGAGGAAGAGGGAAGAAUCAGAAUCAACAGUUUUGGCAGCUCCAUCACUUUCUGAGAAGCAUCUCAUUUAACAAUACAGCAGGAGAUGUGGUCUUCAUCAACCAGAAUGGAGAGGCAGCAUCUAGCUUAGAUAUUGUCAAUUGCAUUAUAUUCUCCAACCAAAGUUUGCAGAGAGUGAGAGUUGGGAGGAUAGAUCCACAGGCUCCUCCAGACCAAUCAUUCAUCCUUGAUGAAGAUGCCAUCACAUGGCACAGUUGGUUUAAUGAGACUCAGCCUCUUUCUGUCUGUACUGAGAGAUGUCUUCCAGGAUCCAGCAAGAAAGUAAAGGAGGGACAGCCACCUUGCUGCUACGAUUGCCUCCCAUGUGCAGAGGGGAAGAUUGCAAACCAGGAUGAUAUGAAUAACUGCCAUAAAUGCCCAGACAAAGACUAUCCAAGCAGAAACCGGGAUGCAUGUCUACCCAAGGAUAUCAGCUUCUUGUCUUAUGAAGAACCUUUGGGCAACAGUUUAGCCUGCUUCUCUCUUUUCCUUUCCUUGAUCACAGCUCUGGUACUAGGUACAUUUAUGAAGCACCAUGACACACCCAUUGUCAUUGCAAACAACCGAAACCUCACCUACACUCUGCUCAUCUCUCUCCUGCUCUGUUUCCUUUGUGCAUUGCUCUUCAUUGGCCGACCUGAGAAGGUCACGUGUCUCCUCCGACAAACAGCUUUUGGCAUCAUCUUCUCAACUGCUGUUUCUUGUGUCCUGGCAAAAACCUUCACGGUGGUUUUGGCCUUCAUGGCUACAAAACCAGAAUCCAGGAUGAGGAAAUGGGUGGGCAAAGGACUAGGCCACUCCAUUCUCCUUUUCUGCUCCAUAGUUCAAGCAGGAAUAUGUACUGUGUGGCUGGCAACCUCUCCCCCAUACCCAGAUGUGGACAUGCACUCAAUGACAGAAGAAAUUAUACUAGAAUGUAAUGAAGGGUCUGUGACCAUGUUUUAUUGUGUCCUCAUCUACAUGAGCUGCCUGGCCACUGUAAGUUUUGCUGUGGCUUUCCUCGCCAGGAAGUUACCGGACAGUUUCAACGAAGCCAAGUUCAUCACUUUCAGCAUGUUGGUCUUCUGCAGUGUUUGGCUGUCCUUUAUUCCCUCCUACCUGAGCACCAAGGGAAAAUAUAUGGUAGCUGUGGAGAUCUUCUCUAUCUUAGCCUCCGGUGGUGGGUUGCUGGGUUGCAUCUUCUUCCCCAAAUGUUACAUAAUCAUUCUGAGGCCUGAGCUGAACAAUAGAGAACAGCUAAUAAGGAAGAAAAAUUAAAGAAAUGAGAAACCUGUCAUCUGCUUUAUUUUGUGUUAUCCUCUGUGUUCACAGUAGAAUAUUUGGAAAUAUAAGUUCACCUGCUCCCUUUUAUAAUUUUUUCUAGACUCCUAAUUCCCAUAGUUGAAAUUUCCUUUGUGAAAUUGACUUAUUUGCUUUGAGGAAAACAAUCAUACAUUUACACAUACAUUAUUCUGUUGCAGCAUGUGUUGACAAGAAGAAUUAGAGCAAUUCUUGUCAAAAUAUACAUGUAAGGAAAUCUGUAUCUAGCCUUAAUUCUCACAGCUUUCAGUAUAAUGUGAAACUGUACUAUUGCAGGCCAUGGAAUAUUUGAGUAUUCAUUUA